AUGAACGGCGUCGCCUCGGGCAGGAGCCCCUACGACUAUGGCGCCUCCAAUCUCUCGCCCGCGGGCAGCCCUGCCGUGGGCGGAAAGGCCGCCGUUGACGAAUUUGCCAGAAACAUGCUCGUGGGAGAGGAUCGAGAGGCGCAGCAAUAUGCUCCGAUCAAUCGCACGCCCAGCCCGGCCAUGGUUGACCUCAAGGACCCUAUUCAGAUUCACCUCCUCACCGAAACUGCCUUGGCCGACAGCAAAACAUACGAAAUCCUGCCUCAAGAAGAGGUUGACAAUCUCAAGAAGCAGUCCCAGCUCAUGAUCCAGCGCAUCGAAUCCACGAGAGCCAACCUCGCCAUUCAGGCCAAGUACCGAGAUGCCGCGCUGUCCAUGGCCAAGCUGUCUCCCGAUGGCCAUCAAGAUCCCCAAGCCGAAAGUGACAGGGCGCAGGCCGAACGCAAAUGCGAAGAACUCGCUCUCGAACUCUUCAAUCUCGAAAAGAGCCUCAUGAUUCCUCAACGACGCAUUCUCGAGCACACAGCCGGUGUUCUUCAGCUCACCCACAAAGUCUCAAAGAAGAAGAAUGCUCAGCAGACGCAACCGGUCAAUGGCAUUCCUGGAAGCCCCGAGAGCCUAUAUACCUACACCCAUAGCCGCAACAGCCUCGACGCUGCUACUGACGAAAACUAUUUUGAGGACGGCAUGUAUCCGCUCGACUCCACUGGUCGCAAAAACGCCAUCGAAAUACCUAUGAAAUCGCCAAACAGAGAGCGCGGCGAGAUGGACCGCGUCAAGGAGGAAAAUCUCAUUCUCAUCAAGUCUGUCAGCGACUUUGAAGAGAAGCUCCGCUCGCUCAACGGCUCGCUGCGCGACACCAUUGUACGAUUUAACCCCGAGGUCAACAGGGAUUACAUCGAGCCGCCUCGCAACACAUCGAAUGCCAAACCUUUAGAGAUGCUGAGACAUCAACUCGAUUACCUCGAGACUGGUCUCGUUGCUGUGCAAGCCGAGCAGGAGUCUUCUCAGAGUGGUGCAGGUGAUAGUGGUGAGAGUGACGGGGCUGUCCGCCGGCUGUGGAGUGUCAUUCAGAACGAUUUCGCCGGUACCAGACAGCGAAGAGAAGAGCGCCGCAGGGCGCGCGUUGACAAGGGACUGUCCGAGAAUGACGAGGACGAGGGCUCGGAUGACGAGUUUGACCACUCUGAGGAUUACGACAUCGAUUCGUUCACAAAGAGGGUACACUAUCUGUCAUCGCAAACCGCUACUCUGAAGGACCAGCGCACAGUUCUGAAACGCCAGAUCAAACAGCAGCGAGAACUCAACAAUAAAUCCGACGCCGAAAAAGACGAAGAGCUGGCCCGUCGACAAGAAGAGAUUGAAAGCGGACGCGAAGCCGUCGCCCGUGCUGAAAGAGACGCCAUGGUCGCGCAGAACAUGCUGUCGGAAGCCCUACAAGACCUCGAACAGGCUCGCGCGCACGCUGCCAUGGCUGGAACCGCCCAAUCAGACCUCCAGGACCGCGAAGAGACUAUAGAGCUGCUCGAGAAGAAGAUUAAGAAGGUCGAGGCCGAAGGCAAGCGAUCCGGCGAGAUGUCUGCAGACCUAGAAAAGGCCCUUGCCGACAAGAAGGCUGCGGAGGAUGCAGCCAACGCCCUCAAGGCCGACAUGAAGGACAAGGACAGGACGCUGAAGAAUAAGGAGAACGAUUUGGAUGAGCUCAACAUGACGAUUGCCGAACUCAAGACUGAAGUCACCAUCGCCCGCGCCGAGUUGGACGGAGCUUAUGGAACUCGCGCCGAGCGCGCGGCCGAUGUGGCGGCUCUUAAGAACAGUGCCGAAGUACAGAAGCUCAGCAAUCAGAUUGAGAAGCUCAAGAAGGAACUUGCAGGCACUGCUGAGGAUCUCGAAAACAUCACCAAGGAAACUCUUGGUGCCGAGCGCGAAAAGGUAGAACUGGAGGGCAAGCUGGAUGAGGCCUUGCAAGCCAAGCAAAAGGGCGAGGCUGAGGUGGAAAAGGCGCGCGAGCAGAUUGCCACGCUCCAAGAGGAGCUGGACGGUCACCGCCUCAAGGUUGCGGCGGGUGGCAGGGGCGGCGGAGCCGGUGCCUCGAUGCUGAGCGAGCAGUUCCGUGCCACGAUGAGGGAGGAGAGGAAGAAGUUCCAGGAGGACUUGAGGGAGGAGCGAGGCCGGGCGCGCAAGCUGGAAGAAGAACUCGCGCGCUUGAAACGGAGUCAAGGACCAGGCAAGAGUCCGUUGAGUCCGCGGUAA
Molecule: messenger RNA, 2253 nt
Organism: Akanthomyces muscarius
Lineage: Eukaryota; Fungi; Ascomycota; Sordariomycetes; Hypocreales; Cordycipitaceae
Exons: 3
Coding region: 1-2253 (750 amino acids)
Source: RefSeq, a predicted model, not a curated record